GAGAACAAACAUUAGUGCUUUUCUUCCAAUGUGGAAGAUCGCGCGCGAUUGAUUGAGCUUGAGCGUGAAUACUCCAGGGAUGCGCCCUUGACUCUGCGACCUGAGUCGACCUGCCAAAAGGAGAAGACCGCGGACGGGAUACGCCAAGCAGCUGAUCCUGCGGCCCGACCAGCCCGUGGCGAUAUAACAGCACUUGCUCGCCGUCGUCGCUUUCGGCCCCCACACUCGCGAUGUCGUCCUUCCAGCCCAUCAAGUCCGCCGUGAUCGGUGUCGGCCUCGGUGGCAUGACCUUCCACAUCCCCUUCGUCCUCGCGCACCCCAAGUACUUCACCCUCCACGCCGUCCUCGAGCGGAAUCCCGAACGUCCUGGAGGCAAGCUCGCCGCUCGCUUCGGCGCAGAGGCAGCCAAGGGCGUCGCCAUCUACCGCACCUACGAGGAGGUCCUCGCGGACCCGCAGAUCGAGCUCAUCUUCAUCAGCACUCCAAGCGAGACGCACUACGCGCUCGCGAAGCAGGCGCUCGAGGCGGGCAAGCAUGUGCUGGUGGAUAAGCCUGUCACGGCGACCGCUGCAGAGGCAUACGAACUCGGUGAGAUCGCGAGGAUCAAGCAGCGCGUCCUUUAUCCCUUCCAGAACCGCCGCUGGGAUUCGGACUUCCUCACCCUCCGGAAACUCCUCGACCUGCCUUCCUCCGACCCCAGAUCUCUUGGUACCCUCGUCGAGUUCGAGUCUCGCUUUGACCGCUUCCGCACGACACUGAAGAACACCUGGAAGGACCUGCCCAUUCCCGCCAACGGCCUCACGUACGACCUCGGUGCACAUCUCAUUGACCAGGCGCUAGUGCUUUUCGGGCGGCCGACCAAGAUUACCGCUAUGAUCGAAAACAUUCGUGGCAUUGGGCAUGAGGAGGUUGACGACUGCUUCACGAUCUUCCUUCACUAUCCCCGACGCCCCGCCUCCCCGCCAGGCUCGCUUCAGCCAACGUCCUUCUCAUGCAUCCUCCGUGGACACAUCCUCUCCGUACGCUCGCCACAGGUGCGCUACGUCGUGCGCGGCACGCACGGGACGUACAUCAAGUUCGGCGUGGACGUGCAGGAGGACCAGCUCAAGGUCAUCCGGCACCCUGCCGAGAUCACGUCGCUCCCCACGUACGGCCUCGAGCCAAAGGACAUCUGGGGAACCGUGGAGAACCUGGCAGAGGACGACAAGGUGAUCAAGUCUCCGUGGCCAUCGACGGAGCGCGGGAACUACAGCGCGCUGUUUGUUGAUCUUGCAAAGACGAUUCGAGAGGGCAAGGAGCAGGCAGUCAAGUGGGCAGAGUCAGCAGAGGUGAUUGAGUUGAUCGAGCUUGCAUACAGGAGUGCGAAGGAGGAGCGCACGGUUGUCGUCCCGACCAGAUCGUAAUGCAUCGAUGCAGGCGCAGAUCAGGAAAGAGAAUAAGUGAAAAGUACUAAUAUUUUGUAAAAGUAUGCUGACAAUGCUCUGUGGGUGCUCAUACACAUAUGUGUUGAUACUCUUUGGGAAUGACAUUCAUUUGGAAUACGACUAUUGCAGUUGUUGCUGCUCGAUG
This is a messenger RNA of Laetiporus sulphureus 93-53, 1569 nucleotides long. RefSeq names its product oxidoreductase. Lineage: Eukaryota; Fungi; Basidiomycota; Agaricomycetes; Polyporales; Laetiporaceae. The record is from RefSeq and is a predicted model, not a curated record. Gene Ontology annotation, molecular function: nucleotide binding. The coding region runs from base 231 to 1403 and encodes 390 amino acids. The transcript is spliced from 5 exons.